Molecule: messenger RNA, 2587 nt
Organism: Amphiprion ocellaris (clown anemonefish)
Lineage: Eukaryota; Metazoa; Chordata; Actinopteri; Pomacentridae
Gene: lrrc41
Product: leucine rich repeat containing 41
Exons: 10
Coding region: 195-2171 (658 amino acids)
Source: RefSeq, a predicted model, not a curated record
UACUGGAGAGAGUUUUUUUUUUCUCUGGAGCCAUGUUUCGCUUUGUGGUCCAGUCCGGCAGGUGGCGAUAAUGCAGCUUAAAGCUGGUGACUCAAAAGAAGAACCGUUUGUUUAUCAACCGUCACAUAAACAACAGCGAAGAAGAGCGAAUGGAGCCAGCGCUAGCAGAAGCUGACCGGAAUAUAGGCUGAACGAUGCUGGACACAGAGCACAGGGACCUGACGAACAUACGUCUGAAAGAACUAUGUUUCGGUGCUGUCAGGAAACAUUUUGCUGCUCUGGGCACCGAGGCUGUUCUCGAUCUUCCAACGCCUCUCAUGAAAGAGCUUCUUCCUCACCUGACUAUAUGUCAACUAGAUGAACUCCAACCUGUGCUAAACCAGAAAGGGAUAUCCACUCACUCUGAGUGGGUUAGAGUCCUACAGGACAUGUAUGGACCAAACCAUGUGAUAGACUUGCAUUCAGAAGAAGAGGCCAAGCAUGAAGUUAUGAGAAUACUUUUUCCACUUGUAUUCUAUGGCUUCACAAACUCCUAUGUCAAAAGAAACAUCAGACAUUUAAGCAGCCCAACUUUCCUGUGGGCUGCAGCUAAAUGUAUCCAACACUUUUUACUUGUUACCAGCUUGCAUAAGCCCCUUCAGAGUUUAACUGCUGAGCAUUGGCCUCUUCUGAACCUGUUGGAGAAGCAUAUUAAGAGUGUCGGUGUAUCGCAACCUAUUGAUCUAUCAAAGAGGACGACACAAAGAGGGUUGUAUGUCCUCCAUCGCCUGCUUGACCAUGGGGUGGCUACAAAACUUGUUGUGCAUGUGCAGUGUCCCAUUGUCCUGGCCUGGCUCCUACAUCAAAGGGGAUCUCAGUAUGUAAACCUGGAACUGAAGACACUAAUGCACUGCAGAAAGGCAAGCUGGGUUUCACGAGCCACUACAGUCAGAACAGAUGGGGCCAGUUGCAGUCCAGGUCUUGAGACAGAGGAUGAUCAGGGUGACCAAGUUAUUCCUUGCAAAAGCUCAAAGCUGGACUCAGUAUCUGUGGUGGAGGAUGAAUCUGGAAAGGAAAACUCUAUUGUGGACCCACAAGUUCUUUGUCGAACCUUUACGCCAUGUGAUGACCUCACAGCAGAACCCUGUCCGUGGGGACAGAUCACUUGUCUGAAGAUCACACAAUGUGGACCUGACUGUCUUGAAGUCCUGUACUCUGCCCUACCCACAUUUUUCUGCCUUCACUCCCUAAGUCUUCACAGCACUUUGACCUUCAGGUACUCAGAUGUUUUGGGCCUGGCCGGAGCCCUGAAGCAGCUGUCUGACAGCUCCUGCAGCUCCCUCACUGAUCUGUGCGUCAGCAUCCUGCCAAACACCAACCUCCUGGAGAUCCUGCUGGAUGCAAGCCCCACUGUGACAUCCCUACACGUGGAGAUCCACACUGUGAUGUUCGAGCCAUGCUUCUUACCACUUCAUCCCAGGACCGCUGAGUCAGACAUGCCAGCAGUACUGCUCCUUGAGAAGCUGAAGGUCAAAGUAGCUGAGGUCCAAACAGAUCUGCAUUUCAUGACAUCUGUGCUGAGGCGCUCUCCACAUCUCACCUCACUUCACGUAGCUGGGAUAAGAUUACCCACCGGCUUCUCUCAAAGCCAACUCCUCACCACCCUCUCUGUGUCAAAUCCCUGUUUGAAGACUCUCAACUUGGAGGACAUGAAACUGUGUGAUUGCCUCCCUGAUGUUCUGAAUCUACUGGGAGAUUGCAAGUUAAAAGAGCUGCAUUUGAAUGACUGCCGCCUUCUUGAGAAGUGUACUGACAAAGAAGAGACACUGCAGCAGCUGGUGGGCGCUCUGAAGACAGUGGCUUCUCUCCACACACUAAGCCUGGCUCAGAAUCGGCUGGCCAAGCAUGUGUGUGCCCUGGCAGAGCUAUUCUCAGGAUCCUCACCAAGCUCAGUGAAACGACUCGACAUCAGCUCCAACUUCAUUCAGCCUGCUGAGCUGCUGGAGUUUGCUAAGAGAUUGGAGACACAUCGCCCCCCACACCAGCUGACCCUUGACCUCAGGAAGAACCCCGGGGAUCGAGACCCUGACACGUGGAACACUGCAUUGAAGAGGCUUCGUCCUUUCAGCGUUCUGCUGGUUGAAGGAUGGAAAUCCACUGACACAAUGGUGGACCACAUUAGUAAUAUGUGAACAGAGCUGGGGAAGAAUCCCAGUAUCCAAAGCUGGCUUGUAAGAAGUUAUUACUUGAAAGUUUGGAACUUUUUAAAAAAAUGUAUCUCAGAAGAGUGACUGUGAUCAGUUUUAGUACAGUUACAGAUUCCAAUGACAGGUUUUCCUCAAAACAUAAAAAACCGUACCUUCAGUAUCUGCCACUUUUUUUCUGUACGGGUGACAAUCUGUCAGUUUACACAACACUGCUGGGAAUGAGGAUGGGCAGCAGACACAUGGUUUUGCAAGUUCAAAGGACAUGUGAGAAUGUGGAUAGUUCUGCAUUGUAGCUUUUUAGUAGUGACCUAUUCUCUGUGUGUGCAGGUUCACAGGAAAAUAAAAGCACAUCCAAUGUUAGUAUGACAUUUGAAUAAUUUAUUAAACCAACAUUUGUUACA